GCCACGUUACAGACCGUUGACGAUGGAAAGGAGCGCGAACACAAGAGGCACGACCGAAUGUUUACGACAGCAUACGAUAUAACGAUAGUGCUUCCCACAUAUUAAUGCUAUGGGUCAACUCCGACCUCCGCGAGACUCGCUCGAAUUGGCCAGCCUUGCCAGCAGUUCUCACGACGACGAUAACGCCGGACGCGCCUCACUCGAUUCUUCAUCUUCGGGACUCCCUUCGAGCAGGAAACUAUCCUUUAGCGAUCCUGUCACGCCGCAGAACGGGAGUGCGAGGCCAUUGAGCAAUGGCCAUGGCCGGACUUACUCGGCCAGCAGCGCAUUCGAUUUCAAUAGCUCCCUGUUUCCUUUGACCGCGAGUGGUAACGGCUAUACAAGCCUCGGAACGCCGAGCACACCUCAUCUCGAUCUCGGUGCAGCGCAGCCAGGGCUUGCAGGGCAGAGUUUGGAACGGAAUAAGAGCUUGACAUAUUUGAACGGACUUUCACUCGUCGUGGGACUGAUUAUUGGAAGUGGCAUCUUCAGCAGUCCUGCGAGUGUGAACAGCAAUGCUGGCUCUUUCGGCGCUGCCUUGAUCGUGUGGGUUGUAAGUGGGAUUCUGGCCUGGACGGGAGCGAGCAGUUAUGCAGAGCUAGGGGGUGCAAUACCAUUGAAUGGCGGAGCACAGAUUUAUCUGAGCAAGAUUUUUGGAGAAUGGGCUGGUUUCCUGUUCACGUGGUGUGCUGUGGUUGUGCUCCGACCUGGCAGCGCGGCCAUCAUUGCGAUCAUCUUUGGGGAGUACAUUGUACGAGCGAUAAUUGGGCCUGAUGCGGCGGAAGCGAGUCCUUGGAUCAACAAGGGCGUUGCAUUGGUCGGCCUCAUCAUUGUCACAUUCUUGAACUGUGUGAGUACGAAGCUGGGAACGAGGAGCGCGGACUUCUUCAUGUUCUUCAAGUUUGCGGCACUGUUGGCUGUUACGGUUGCGGGAAUCAUUGUUGCGGCUACUGGACUGGCAUACAACAAAGCGGCGUUGAGCACGGAUUGGAAGACUAAGGGCUGGUUUGAAGGGACAAGCAUGUCAUCCUCGGAGUGGGCUGUUGCGCUUUAUGCGGGUCUAUGGGCGUAUGAUGGAUGGGACAACACGAACUAUGUGGUUGGAGAGAUGAUACAUCCGAGUCGAGAUCUGCCCAGAGUGGUGCAUACCUCGUUUCCGGUUGUCAUUAUUUCGUACAUUCUGGCGAAUCUGGCGUACAUCUUCGUCCUCCCCACGACAAUCAUCGACAAAUCGAACACGAUAGCCGUGGCAUUUGGAGGCACAGUUCUGGGUCCUCUCGGAUCUCUGCUCCUCGCUCUCGCAGUAUCAGGAUCAUGCUUCGGAGCUUUGAACGCCACGACAUUCACUGGAGGACGAUUAGUCUACAGCGCAGGGAGAGAGGGAUACCUACCGGAACUAUUUGGCACCAUCGGACUCAACGAUGCCUCGCAUCGAAUGCGACUCCCGCGGCGAGGAGCAAGAGCCAAGAAGUUCACCAACUUCGUCGCCGAUGAGCAAGGAUUCUUCUUCACGCCUAUCUACGCCAUGGUCCUCAAUGCAGCACUUACCGCAGUAUACAUCAUCAUUGGCGAUUUCGAGACAUUGACGACAUUUUACGGCAUAGCAAGUUACCUAUUCUACUUCGCUACAGUCAUCGGAUUGAUCGUGUUACGAGUGAAAGAGCCCGAGUUGGAGAGACCUUACAAAUGUUGGAUCACAACUCCAAUCAUCUUCUGCUGCGUAAGCUUGUUCUUAGUCAGUAGGGCUGUCUUUGCCAAGCCUCUGCAAGCGCUUGUCGUGGUCGGCUUCCUGAUUGUGGGAAUGCCACUAUACUGGUGGCGAGUUGGGAGUAAGAAGAGAAGAAGCGGGAGGAGACAUAUUGACGACGGGGCAGGGUGGAAGUUUUGGAAGCGUUGGCGUGGAAGCAAAUAGAGUUGAGAGCGAUG
Cercospora beticola is the source of this 1965-nucleotide messenger RNA. RefSeq lists its product as uncharacterized. Gene Ontology annotation, molecular function: L-amino acid transmembrane transporter activity. Lineage: Eukaryota; Fungi; Ascomycota; Dothideomycetes; Mycosphaerellales; Mycosphaerellaceae. Gene Ontology annotation, biological process: amino acid transmembrane transport. The record is from RefSeq and is a predicted model, not a curated record. Gene Ontology annotation, cellular component: membrane.